AUGUCCAAGUACGCCGAAAUGGCCAAGGGCAAAUUGUCCUCGGCCGGCGAAAAGGCCUCGGACUUCAAAGGCAGAGCAAAGGGCAAGGUGACAAAACACAUCCCCGGACGAGGCAACAAGGACGAAUCCGGCCCCUCCCAUGUCGCCCCCCCGUUGAGCUCCCUCCGCGAUCCCAACUCCUUUGCUCCUCCGCCUAAACGCACCGGCUCAGGCCUCGCUCCUCCGCCACCUCCAUCCACAGCCAAACGAUCCGUCAUCAUGGCACCGUCCAAGUAUCAAGAUCCCCACGCUCCAAAGGUUGAGCCGCCGCCGAGAUUUGCCGACGAAUCGCAGCUGCAGGCCUACGAAAGCGAGCACGAAGCCCAGCCAGCAUCGUCGUCCAGGUCCUAUCGGGUGGACACGACGGGAUUGUCUACGCAGCAUCUCCCGCCACCGCCAAUACGGAGAGACAGAGACGCUGCGGGCAGCCGAAGUCCGCCCUCGUACGAUUCCGUUGUCGGCGCAAGUCCCAGCGACGCCAAGGCACCGAGGCUCCCCCCGAGACUGCCUCCGCGAUCUGGUUCCGGAACGCCGGAUCGAACGGCCAGCCCGCUGUCGACGCUCGGCGUCAGCUCCAACAACCUGAACCAGGGCGCCGUCCAGAGGCUCGGCGCUGCCGGCAUUUCCGUGCCCGCCUUUGGCAUCGGGUCGUCGUCCCCCAGCCACGCCGGCGCUGCGGAUGAGGCUGCCCCUCCGAAGCCGCCCCGGCCCAACGCUACGCCGCCGUCCCAGCUCAACGAGCUGCAGAAUCGCUUCGCCAGGCUGGGAACUUCGGCCGCCGUGCCCAGCGAGCCUGCUGCUGCUGCUGCUGCUACCGCCGCCGCCGCCGCUGCCACUCCGCCUGCUACCACAUGGGCGCAGAAGCAAGCUGCCAUCAAGGCAGCAGCUCCACCGUCGCCUUCCGGGUCGCCGGGUCUGGCAGGGAAGAAGAAGCCUCCGCCUCCUCCGCCAAAGAAGAAGCCCACUCUGUCGGGUAGUCCUGCUGCUGCUGCUCCGGGCGAGGGGCCUGCGCCACCACCCAUUCCCCUGUCGACACGUCCGUCGUUUUGA
This is a messenger RNA of Trichoderma reesei QM6a, 1089 nucleotides long. RefSeq lists its product as uncharacterized. NCBI's taxonomy places the organism in Eukaryota, Fungi, Ascomycota, Sordariomycetes, Hypocreales, Hypocreaceae. The transcript is spliced from 2 exons. The coding region runs from base 1 to 1089 and encodes 362 amino acids. The record is from RefSeq and is a predicted model, not a curated record.